Messenger RNA from Cajanus cajan (pigeon pea), 1269 nucleotides. RefSeq names its product epoxide hydrolase 2. The record is from RefSeq and is a predicted model, not a curated record. NCBI's taxonomy places the organism in Eukaryota, Viridiplantae, Streptophyta, Magnoliopsida, Fabales, Fabaceae. Gene Ontology annotation, molecular function: catalytic activity.
AAUUUAUUUUAAACGAUAUAAAGUAUUAAAAAAAUUGUAAUCAACUCGGUCCCUGGAUUGGACCUUUGAGUUCACAACUUUUCUCUUCCCUUUGAGAGCUUACCCUCAUCCAGUGUAUAUCUCAGACACUAUUUUCUCUGCAGUAAGCCUCUUGAUCUAUGAUGGAGAAGAUCCAGCACAGUCAUGUGGAAGUGAAUGGACUGAAGCUGCAUGUGGCAGAGAUUGGAAGUGGCUCCAAGGCAGUGGUGUUCUUGCAUGGAUUCCCAGAGAUCUGGUACACAUGGAGGCACCAAAUGAUUGCUGUGGCAAACGCUGGUUAUAGGGCUAUUGCCUUUGAUUUCAGAGGCUAUGGACUCUCUCAGCAUCCACUUGAGCCAGAAAAGGAAACCAUGUUUGACCUGGUUCCUGAAAUUGAGGGUCUUUUGGAUGCUUUAAACAUCACCAAGGCUUUCCUUGUUGGCAAGGAUUUUGGUGCAAUCCCAGGAUAUCUUGCAGCUGCUGUGCGCCCAGAAAGAGUAGCUGCCAUCAUAACUUUGGGCGUUCCUUUCUUGCUUCCUGGUCCCUCUGCUGUCCAAAACCACCUUCUUCCCAAAGGCUUCUAUAUUACUAGGUGGCAGGAGCCUGGGAGGGCAGAAGCUGAUUUUGGACGCUUUCCUGUGAAAUCAGUGAUAAGAAACAUAUACACUCUCUUCUCUAAAAGUAAGGUGCCAAUAGCACCUGAUGAUAAAGAAAUCAUGGAUUUGUUUGACCCUUCUACUCCCUUACCUCCAUGGUUCUCUGAGGAAGAUCUUGCAACCUAUGCUUCGUUAUAUGAAAAAUCUGGAUUCAGAUACGCAUUACAGGUUCCUUACAGGAGUCUGAAUGUGGAAACUGGCUUAAGUGACGUGAAGGUUACGAUUCCAGCACUUUUGAUAAUGGGUGAGGAAGAUUACGUGUUUAAGUUUCCAGGCAUGGAAGACUAUAUCCGAAGUGGGGCAGUGAAAAACUUUGUGCCGGGGUUGGAAAUCAUAUACAUUCCAGAAGGAAGCCAUUUUGUGCAUGAACAAAAUCCAGAGAAGGUGAAUCAACUCAUCAUCGAGUUCCUCGACAAACAAAGUAUCUGACUCUGUUUUACUGCUAAAAGCAUGUUUCGUUUAUGGUUUGUGUCAUUUCAAUAAACGUUGUAAUUUCCACCCUCCACCUCUACACCUUCCAGUUCAUGAAAGAGGGUGCAUGUUGUAUUCAAGUCUGGAACGUUCAUAACAAAUAAAAUCUGAAACUUUGUUCAGA